GCAGAGCCGAGCCGGGACUGUCCAGUGGGAGCAGGCGGGCCGGCCAGCGCAGACCUGGUGGCGCACGGGCGCCGCACUGCACGGUUCAGCGAGGGGUAGAGCGGAGCCGCAGCCCCACGCGCAGCCCAGGACCCACUCGCCACCGCCGCUUCCGCAGCACCCAUGGGGACCACGAGACUUUAAAGGAGUUUGGGGUUUCGGGAGCAGGGAAAUCACGGAUCCCCGCUCCUGGCCCUCACCUCGCCACCUCAUUGAUGGGCAACCAACUGGACCGCAUCACCCACCUCAACUACAGCGAGUUGCCCACAGGGGACCCGUCGGGGAUUGAGAAGGACGAACUGCGGGUCGGGGUCGCCUACUUCUUUUCGGAUGAUGAGGAAGACCUGGACGAACGCGGGCAGCCCGACAAGUUUGGCGUGAAGGCCCCCCCGGGUUGCACCCCCUGCCCGGAGAGCCCCAGCCGCCACCACCACCACCUGCUGCACCAGCUGGUCCUCAACGAGACUCAGUUUUCCGCCUUUCGGGGCCAGGAAUGCAUCUUUUCCAAAGUGAGCGGCGGGCCUCAGGGCGCCGACCUGAGCGUCUACGCGGUCACCGCGCUGCCAGCGCUCUGCGAACCCGGAGACCUGCUGGAGCUGCUGUGGCUGCAGCCCGCCCCGGAGCCGCCCGCGCCCGCCCCGCACUGGGCCGUCUACGUGGGCGGCGGGCAGAUCAUCCACCUCCACCAAGGCGAGAUCCGCCAGGACAGCCUAUACGAGGCGGGCGCGGCCAACGUGGGCCGGGUGGUGAAUAGCUGGUACCGCUACCGCCCGCUGGUGGCCGAGCUGGUGGUGCAGAACGCCUGCGGCCACCUGGGCCUCAAGAGCGAGGAGAUCUGCUGGACGAACUCGGAGAGCUUCGCCGCCUGGUGCCGCUUUGGCAAGCGGGAGUUCAAGGCGGGAGGGGAGGUGCCGGCCGGCACGCAGUCCCCGCAGCAGCAGUACUAUCUCAAGGUGCACCUGGGAGAGAACAAGGUCCACACCGCCAGGUUUCACAGCCUGGAAGACCUCAUCCGCGAGAAGCGCCGCAUCGACGCCAGCGGCCGCCUGCGAGUGCUCCAGGAGCUCGCCGACCUCGUGGACGACAAGGAGUAGCCGCCUAGGGGCUGCCAGCCCCUCUGCCUCCCCACACUUCGCUCCCUUCCCUUCCCCGCACCCGGACUUCGCAGUUGGCGGUUCUCAACCCCUGCCCCCGAAGCGCGUCCGUUGCGGGUGUCCCGGGCCCGGGCUGCACCCCCGCACCCCCCAGCCAGCGGCAGGCAGUCUCAGGAACUGCCCCAGGGCCGAAAGGGCGCCGCUGCGCGCGCCUGGCCGACAGCCACGGUGGUAGUGACGGUGCUGGGAGACCCCGCGUGCGCUUUCCCCUUGAGAUGUAAACCGGGAACGGAAAAGGGGCUGAGGGGAGAAAGGAUAUGGCGUCCCCCACGAGUCCAUGGCCAGUGACUGUGGCCCGACCCGAAAACGACCCUCUUCUCAAAAGGGACCAUCACCGCCCCGAGCGCGUGCACAGAGACCGGUCGGAGGCGAGAAUUGGUCUUUUCAGGGCACAGUUCAGCUCCUCUGUGGAUGCGUCCCCAGAUCGCAGGAUUUCCAAGAAAUCGAGCCUGUCCCUUGUGCACUUGGGAAUAAUUCCCCAAGACAGCACUUCGGGAUUCCGGGUUAUCCUGAGGCUGCCCGGGACUUUUCCAGCUCUCCUGCCCCAGGUCUCCUGACAUUGUGUUCCAGGCUGCGGGCUAAGCCAGACAGUGUUUGCCUCCCGUUCUUUCCACCGAGGGAAGCGAACGCCACCCCCACCCGCCUUUGCCUCCGAGUCUCCCUCGCUGGCGAAGGGAAGCCGACCUGGUCCCGGGAGGAAGAUGGCGCAGCGAUUUCGGUGAGGACAGCCGGCCCCGCCCCCGACAAGGAGCUCCCUCGUUCACCUGGUGUCUGGGAACUUGAAUGUGUGAAGGGCGCUUAUUGUUCUGAACCCUUGAUUGCUCCCUCCUCGGGCUGCGUUUCAAAAAUAGUCAUAUUUUUAAAGGAGUUGGAGGAGAGGGAGGGGGAGGACAUGGCACCAUUCCAGAAACCAGCAUUAUUACAACACCAUAGCCAGUAUAUUUAGUUUGGCUUUUCCUAACAUAGAAAUCUUCAAAGGUGGGGCAGUGGAAAUAAAGUUUUAAAAAUGAGAGAGCAGUUUUCCAACUAUGUCAACAAAGCCUAUCGUGUUGAUGUUUUUAUUGACCAUUUUAGCAACAUGCUAAUAAAAUUUCAAAUUGAAAUUUUUAUUUUCAUGGCUUUAAUCCAUGAUAGUUUAAAUAUUGGGGGCCAUUAAGAGUGGAUGUAGCUAAGAGCUUAGCUAACAUUGCCUUUUCACUCUAUUUUUCUCAAAUAUUAUAAGAAUUCUGUUUUUGAAUAUUGUUAAUUUUUUGGCUUUCAACAGCAGCCCUAGUAAUGGUGGAGUUGUUAAUUAAUGUGUAUAUUGUACUGAAUUUCUGUCAGUUAAGGGGUUCACUGCUUUGGUGGAAAUUGGUGGAAAUUGCUAGCAGGUUCCAUGAUGUUUAUUUUCUCCAUGUUGUAUAUCAUUACCAUUUCACAUUUGCAUUUCUAUUUUUCUUCCUCUCCUCCUGAUCUCCUUAAAAAUGAAUCUAGAGUUGGUGGCUUUUUUCCCCUCCUCUUUAGCCAGUUCCACAGUUCAGUUCUUCCUGAAAACAGGGAAGAACUUGUAGGAUCAGGCAAAUGUGUGUUUUUCAAAAACUUAGGGCUGGGUGUGAAACCCCUUCUGUGGACAAGGAUUUGUAAACUUCUCUCCUCCCGCUGUGGCCCCAGCCUAACUGAUAGUUACUUGAUUCAGUGUGUUAGACACUUAUAGCAUCUAUGUCUCUUUCAAGGGAAUUUGUCAAAUAAUGCUGUUUAACUAAUUGUUGCAAGCAAUUGCAUAUUAACAGCUGUGAUUUGAUUGGACAGCAAGUAUUAUGGCCAAAGCCAGUUUCUUGGCAUUUCAAAAAUAAUGCAAUAAAAACUAGUUGAGGUUAGCUGAGACUGGAAAUGCCUUUUUCAUGGUACAUGAUUCACUUCUAUUUUUUCUUUCUUUUUCUUUUUUUUUCUUUGGUUUUCAUCCUGGAUUCAUCCCCUGAUCUUAAAUCAAAAGGUCAGAUCAAUGAAAUAUGAACUAAAGUAUUUUUCUUAAGCCUAUUGAGUGAUUUAUUUUUUAAAAAAAAUGUUUAAACGCAUAUGCUUUUCUUUCAGCACAAACAACAGCAAAACUUUUGUAAUAACUAACUUACAUUUGCAUGUAUGAAGAACUGAAAGUCAUUUAUUUCCCUUUUUCCUCUUUCAAAUAACAGGUGGCAGAUCAUAAAAUGAAUUCUUUAUUGUAUCUACACACUCCACAUUCUUUACUGUGUCCUACUACUGUAUCUUGGCUCCCUGCUGUAUUAAACACCAUCUUAAGCACUUGUUCCUGCAGACUCCUUCUUGACAUUUUGUCUUCCACCUCAAAGUCACUCAAAGGGUGGGACUCAUCAAAAGAAAGGAGUUAGUCUCUAUCACACCG
Molecule: messenger RNA, 3570 nt
Organism: Macaca mulatta (Rhesus monkey)
Lineage: Eukaryota; Metazoa; Chordata; Mammalia; Primates; Cercopithecidae
Gene: LRATD1
Product: LRAT domain containing 1
Biological process (GO): cell motility; cell morphogenesis
Source: RefSeq, marked provisional